Messenger RNA from Coturnix japonica (Japanese quail), 2656 nucleotides. RefSeq names its product ribosomal oxygenase 1 (gene RIOX1). NCBI's taxonomy places the organism in Eukaryota, Metazoa, Chordata, Aves, Galliformes, Phasianidae. The record is from RefSeq and is a predicted model, not a curated record. Gene Ontology annotation, molecular function: histone H3K4 demethylase activity; histone H3K36 demethylase activity. Gene Ontology annotation, cellular component: nucleolus.
CCAGCACACGGACGCGCAGCCCGCUUUCACUUCCCCUCCCAUCUGGAUGCCACCCGCAGCACUGACCGGCCCGAGGCCAUUCCCACAGCGCACAGAGCCGAGCUGCGCUGCCACCUGCCGGCACGGCACGGAACUGCGUGAGCUCGAGCCGCUGCACCGCUGCGCUCUGAUGACGCUCUGAUAACGCUCUGAUAACGCUCAGGCGCCGGCCUCGGCAGUGCCGACGGGAGUCAUGACGGCGUCAGGUCCGAGUCGUCCUUCCAGCCCAAAGCUGUUACGCUUAUUGACGGGCAGUAGAGGCGGCACGGCGCCGAUAUUCAGGUCUACUCGGGGGUAAUGGCAGCUUUAUGAGCCAGCAGCACGCCUGGGUGACUGCUCCAACACCCGGGGCUGGCAGGAGGCUCCGGAGGUGCGUCUCACACACAGAAUCCAUGGCUACAAGUGAUCUGAGCGCGCAGUGAGCCCCUGCUAUGGCAGUUCGCUCGGGGUCACAACCGCACCCGCCUACAAACACGCCGCCAUUUUCCACGCCCUCCCGAGCGGCGCCAGGCGGGCACGGCGCGUCUCCUUAACGCCUUCGGCAGCCGCUGGGCGGCAGAGGCCGGCACCGCCAUUGUGCUCCGAGCACAGCAGAGGAACGGACAGAGCGCGGAGCGAGCGAACGCAGCACAAUGGAGCGGCGCUGCAAGGCAGCCCUUUAUCGGCGAUGCCGGCACCACGUCCCGCCAUGCCCGGCGCUCGCCCCGCCGGAAGUGUCCGCCCCGGGAGAGGCGGGGCUGCGUGUCGGCCAUGGCGGCGUGCGGCCGGGACGUGCAGCGGGUGCGGCGGUUCUCGGCGCUUUCCGUGUACCGCCGGGCGGCGGGGCCCGGCCGGAUGGAGCGGCGGCGCCGCGGGACGCCGCUGCCCGCGGGCGGUAAGCGGAGCAAAGCGCGGCUGAGGCGGGGCGCGGCGGGAGGAGGCGGCUCGGAGCGGGCCGUGCCGCCACUGGGCGUCGCUGUCCCCAACCGCGUGGAGCGGGCCCGGAGCACCGAAGCCAAACAGGGCGGCCUUAACACGAACCCGAGCGGCCUUAACACGAACCCGAGCGGCCCGCCGGCCGAGGCUCCGGCCGGAAACCUCGAAACCGAGUCGCCCGCGGGACCUUUGACAGCCUCGGGCGGCCCGCGGGCAGAGGCUCCGUCCGGGAGCCCCGAAGCAAAGCCACCCCGAGACUCCACGGCGAGCACAGCCGGCGGAGGCGUGACGGGGCUGCUGCGGCGGCUGGGGCGGCUGGAGGACAGCAGGCAGCGGGCGGCACAGCUGUUCCGGUGGCUGGUGGCGCCGGUGGCACCGGAGGAGUUCGCGAGGCGGCACUGGGAGCGGGCGCCGCUGCUCGUGCGGCGGGGUGAGCCCGGCUAUUACGCGGGGCUGUUCUCCACGGCUGAGUUGGACAGCAUCCUGCGCGGCGGUGACGUGCACUUCGGGACCCACCUGGACGUGACCAGCUACGCCGAGGGCGUGCGGGAGACGCACAACCCCGUGGGCCGGGCGCUGCCUGCCGUCGUGUGGGACUUCUACCAGAACGGCUGCUCCCUGCGGCUCCUCAGCCCCCAGGCGUUCUCCACCACCGUCUGGCACUUCCUCUCCAUCCUGCAGGAGCACUUUGGGAGCAUGGCAGGGGCCAACACCUAUCUCACGCCGCCGGGCACACAAGGCUUCGCCCCUCACUACGAUGACAUCGAGGCCUUCGUGCUGCAGCUGGAGGGCAAGAAGCACUGGCGCGUUUACAGCCCCCGGACGAGCUCAGAGGCGCUGCCCCAGUUCUCCAGCGCAAACCUCACGCAGGCGGAGCUGGGUGAGCCCCUGCUGGAAGUGGUGCUGGAGGCUGGAGACCUGCUAUACUUUCCCCGGGGCUUUAUCCACCAGGCCGACUGUCUGCCAGAUGCGCACUCGCUCCACAUUACGGUGUCCUCCUACCAGAGGAACUCCUGGGGAGACUUCUUGGAGAAGCUGCUCCCGGCUGCCCUGCAGAUGGCCCUGGAGGAGGACCUUGAGUACCGGCAAGGGCUUCCCUUGGACUGCCUGGGGUACAUGGGGGUUGCCAACUCAGAUGUAGUCAGUGCUCGCCGAACAGCGUUUGUGGAGAAGGUGCAGCACCUGAUAAAGAAGCUUGUUGACUAUGCACCCAUUGACGCUGCCAUGGAUCAGAGGGCUAAGUCAUUCCUUCACGACUGUCUCCCGCCGGUGCUUACACAAAGUGAGAAGCAGCUGAGUGUGUAUGGCUUUCCAGCCCGGUGGCAAAACGGAGAGCCCCGCAAUGUUGAUAUACUAAUAACAAAAGACACAGAAGUACGUCUUCUCCAUCAUGGCAUUGUUAGAUUGUGCAACGAAGCAGCAGGUGUGAUGCUAUAUUACACGACAGAAAACUCAAGAGUGUAUCAUAAAGAAGAGCCCAAAUACCUGGAGAUAGAUCCUGAGUAUACAGACUGUAUUGAAUUUCUGCUGUCCUCCUAUCCAAACCACGUCAGUGUGGAUGCCCUCCCAUGUGAUGCCUUGGAGGACAAGAUUUCUCUAGCCACACUCCUGUUUGAGAAGGGCAUUCUGACUACUAAGAAGCCACUGGUGCGAGUGUAAUUCUUUAUUUUUGAACAAAAUAAAAAUACAUUUGUUUAGAAAA